GUCAUGGGUGGGGGGCGACUUGGCAUUCGUAGCAGCGUCCAGAUCCUAGGGCUUUAAUCGAGGAACCCUUGAAGGGUGGAGGUGCUUGGGAAGCCUGCCCCUAGUUCUCCUGCUUAGGCCCCAUCCUCCGGGUCCGAAUCCAGGGCUGGCGCGUGGCCACUGCGACCUCCGGGAAGCGGGGACUUUUGGGGUCACACCCAGCACCGCAGUGCAUCCGUUCUGUGAGCCUGGCCCUGGCCGGCCCGCCCCCGCCGCAGCUGCUGCUUCCAUCUCCACCGCGCCCGGCCCUUUCUGCCUCGUCAUCUCCUCCCCAGCCAAGGCUCGACCAGUGAGUGGGGCCGCCGGGAGCGCACGGACCGGGAGCUCCCCAGACCCCCGGCUGCGGUAGGGAAGAGAAACUGAGUUUGGGCAAAAUCCGCGCCCCACCAAAACCAGCCGCACCCGAAGGAGAGUGGAUUCUGUCCUCCCUCCCUUUCUGCACUCGAUUUGGGGGACAGGCUUUGGAAGCCUCAAGUGAAGAGGGUAGAGGAGCCACAGUACGCAGUGCAGUGAUGUCAGCCUAGUGCCCCCACCAUGGGCAACACGCAGGAGAGGCCAUCAGAGACGAUCGAUCGCGAGCGGAAACGCCUGGUAGAGACGCUGCAGUCGGACUCGGGGCUGCUGCUGGAUGCGCUGCUGGCACGGGGCGUGCUCACCGGGCCCGAAUACGAGGCGUUGGACGCGCUGCCUGAUGCCGAGCGCAGGGUACGCCGCCUGCUGCUGCUGGUGCAAAGCAAGGGCGAAGCCGCCUGCCAGGAGCUGCUGAGCUGCGCCCAGCGAACCGUGCGCGCGCCCGACCCCGCCUGGGACUGGCAGCACGUGGGCACGGGCUACCGAGAACGAAGCUACGACCCUCCAUGCCCAGGCCACUGGACUCCUGAGGCAGCUGGCUCAGGGACCGCAUGCCCCUGGCUGCCCAGAGCUUCAGAUUGCGAUGAGGCGCGGGGUCCUGAGGACUCCGAGGCAGCGCAAUCCGGAACCCUCGAGGAAACUGAGCCAGAGCUGGAAGCUGAGACCUCUGAAGGGGCUGAGCCGGAGUUGGAACCCCAAAUGGAUCCUGAACCAGAGCCAGGGACGGAAGCAGAGCCCGACCUGGAGCCGGAGCCCGACCUGGAGCCGGAGCCCGACCUAGAGGCUGGGGACGAAUCUGAAGAUUCCUGAAAGCCUUAAAGCUGACAGGCCGCUCCUCGCCCUAGCAGGAUGGGAUCUAGGAUCCUGCCCUGCCGGGGUCAGAUGCCACGAAGCCUCCCUCUGUCCCAGUACCACUGAAAGUGAAUAAACUCUGGAGGGUCAGCUUGGA
Messenger RNA from Globicephala melas (long-finned pilot whale), 1339 nucleotides. RefSeq names its product nucleolar protein 3 (gene NOL3). Gene Ontology annotation, cellular component: mitochondrion. NCBI's taxonomy places the organism in Eukaryota, Metazoa, Chordata, Mammalia, Artiodactyla, Delphinidae. The record is from RefSeq and is a predicted model, not a curated record. Gene Ontology annotation, biological process: negative regulation of extrinsic apoptotic signaling pathway; negative regulation of intrinsic apoptotic signaling pathway; negative regulation of release of cytochrome c from mitochondria. Gene Ontology annotation, molecular function: cysteine-type endopeptidase inhibitor activity involved in apoptotic process; caspase binding; death receptor binding.